AUGUCUCAUUUGGUUGCUAUCUAUCUAUCUAUCUAUCUAUCUAUCUAUCUAUCUAUCUAUCUAUCUGUCUCUCUCUAUAUAUAUAUAAACACAUAUAUGUGUUUGUGUGUGUAUCUAUCUGAAUCUGUUUCAAUCUCUUGGAAUCUAUCUAUCUAUCUAUCUAUCUAUCUAUCUAUCUAUCUAUCUAUCUAUCUAUCUAUCUGUGUGUGUGUGGGUGCAUCUUUCUGUCUGAAUCUGUUUCAAUAUCUUUGUAUAUUCAUAUCUAUCUAUCUAUCUAUCUAUCUAUCUAUCUAUCUAUCUAUCUAUCUAUCUAUCUAUCCUCUUUUCUCUUUCUUUCUUUCUUUUUUCUUUCUUUCUUUUUUCUUUCUUUCUUUUUGUGUCCUUUUCUUUCAUAUUCUUUCUUUCUUUUUUCUUUCUUUCUUUGUUUUCUCUUUCUUUCUUUUUUCUUUCUUUCAUUUUUCUUUCUUUCUUUUUGUGUCCUUUUCUUUCAUAUUCUUUCUUUCUUUGUCUUUGCGUCGUUUUCUUUCAUAUUUUCUUCAUGUUAGUUUUUCUUUCUUUAUUUCUUUUUUUCUUUCUUUCCUUUUUGUGUCUUUUUCUUUCUUAUUCUUUCUUUCUUUCUUUUUCCGAAAAUGUGCCUGA
Messenger RNA from Acanthosepion pharaonis, 639 nucleotides. The record is from the annotation of a GenBank genome assembly. Lineage: Eukaryota; Metazoa; Mollusca; Cephalopoda; Sepiida; Sepiidae.